Messenger RNA from Penaeus monodon (black tiger shrimp), 1427 nucleotides. Its product is annotated as protein SCAI-like. Gene Ontology annotation, molecular function: transcription corepressor activity. Gene Ontology annotation, biological process: DNA-templated transcription. Lineage: Eukaryota; Metazoa; Arthropoda; Malacostraca; Decapoda; Penaeidae. The record is from RefSeq and is a predicted model, not a curated record. Gene Ontology annotation, cellular component: nucleus.
CCGAAGUGUCGCCAUUGGAACCAACGCCUUGGUCGGCAGGGAGUUGGCCGGAUGAGUGGCGGAGCGAGUUGGAAAGCCGCGUUACCAUGGCAGAAAUGGAUGAGCAAGAGAGAAAGAUUGUCAAUGAGUUUUGUCACUUGCUAGAGAAGUCAAAGCAACUCUUCAAUGGACUUCGGAAUUAAGUAAACAAAUAGACGAAUAUACAACUACAUAUGAACCAGAAGAUCAACUAGAGUGGUCUCUGGUGCUUGGAGAGAUUAAAUCUUUUAUAGAUGCUGAUAACACCAUAAAUGUUCUGGAUAUGGAUUCCAACACCAUUGUGCUCUCCCACAGGUUGAGUGCUCAUAAUACUCCUCCAGUUGAAAAGACUCCUAUGAUGAAUCUGAGUCUUCAAGAAAUUCUUAUAGUUGGCAACUGUAAUGAUCAGGUAAAAUUCAGUGAACUCACAAUUGACAUGUUCCGGAUGCUACAAACUUUAGAACGAGAACCACAAGAAGAUGUUGCACAGAUCUAUGAUGCCUCUCCAGCACCUAACAAAAUACCCUUUAAUGGAGAUACAGGAAGCAGAACACUAAAACGAGAAAAUCCACAUAAAUAUCUACUGUAUAAACCUACAUUUUCUCAGCUAAUGGUAUUUCUAGCAUCAGGCUUUAAAGAACUUCCAGCCAAUGGUGCAAUGCUCCUAUAUAUUUCUGCAGAUGGAGCAUUCUCUACCUCCAAGCACCCUCAGGACCCUGGUUAUGAUUAUGGUGGCGUUGUUACAAACAGCAAAAGAGACCCUGAUCACUCAAACAAGCGUGUCAUGCAACUAAAGGAUAUGCAUUGUUUUUAUCCUGGGGAUCUGUAUGCUUUCACACGCAAGCCUUUGUUUCUGGUUGUGGAUUCUGAUAACUCGCCAGUUUUUGCAAAUAUGCCACACUACUUUGGUCAGCCUCUUGUGGUUUUAAUGUCACCACAAGAUACACCAUCCCAGUUUCAUGAUCAGCACCACCGAGGAAACUUGUUCACCUUAUUCCUGCAUUCUCCACUAAUGGGCAUGUGUCUAGUGAGCUCAGCAUGUGAAGUGCCCAUGAAUCUGUGGGAGAAGUGUCAAGCUCUUGUUGAUAGGUUCAUCUCUGAGGCAUCCAGAUUAGUCACACGUGGGAGGAGUGUAGAUCCAUCUUUUCUUCAAUUUUUUGGUGAUGAUUUCCUGAGACUUUUGACUCUACGCUUCAUCUUCUGCUCUACAGUGUUAAGGGCACACAGAGCUUUUAAGGGGCGACAGUUCUAUCCUAGAUGUCAUCCAAGCUUACCAGAAGGUGAAGUGCUGGACCAUCCUAGUCUUUAUGCUAUAAUUUUAGACUUAGCUACUACACUUGAUGUGUCACAUCUAUACUACGAUACACAUGACCUCCAAUGACCUUCUGCCACAUGCUGACCCUCAGCUA